AUGCUUCAAGAGAUGGAGCUCGCAUUGAACGAGAUGACGAAAAAUUUCACGAACGUCUCGAGCCAAAUGCAGAACAAGACUCAGAGGUUGGUCGAAGACGUCGAUUAUAGUUUCGAUCGUCAGCAAGUGGAGAAUAUCGUGGCGAUCGUGGUGCCGAUCUUCUUCGGCAUGAUCGGCAUCCUCGGACUCGUCGGGAACUCUUUGGUUGUCAUCGUGGUAGCCGCGAAUCCUGGCAUGAGAUCAACGACAAACAUCCUAAUCAUCAAUCUGGCCGUGGCGGAUCUAUUGUUCGUCAUUUUUUGUAUUCCAUUCACUGCGACCGAUUUUGUCUUGCCAUAUUGGCCCUUCGGCAACAUCUGGUGCAAGAUGGUUCAGUACCUCAUCAUCGUCACUGCCUAUGCCAGUGUUUAUACAUUAGUCCUCAUGAGUCUCGAUAGAUAUCUGGCAGUGGUUCAUCCUAUUUCCUCGAUGUCAUGGAGGACUGAAAAUCACGCAAUCAUCGCCAUCUGCAUCGCUUGGGCGAUGAUUUUCGCACUAUCCACCCCUGCAUUCUUUGUUCACGGUGAGUUUCAGGACACGAAUGACUCGUCGUCGUCGAAUUUGACGGCCUGUCGAAUCCUCCCGGAAUAUAGUUGGCCGUCGUUCCAGAUGACGUUUUUCCUGAUGAGCUACCUGCUGCCGCUGAUGCUGAUAUGCUACUUUUACGUUUGCAUGCUCAUCAGACUCUGGCGUGGCGAUCGGGUCAGUGCCGAAGGCCGACGUGGAAGGAAACGAGUCACGAGACUCGUGUUCGUCGUUGUUGGCGUUUUCGCCUUUUGUUGGUGUCCUAUACAGGUAAUCCUCGUCACGAAAUCGUUCAACGUGUACCCAUUGAAAUUGGCGACGAUAAUGUUUCAAAUAGCGAGUCACAUUUUGGCGUACACGAACAGCUGCGUCAAUCCUAUUCUUUACGCCUUUCUCAGUGACAGCUUUCGGAAAGCUUUUCGGAAAAUCAUUUACUGCAGGCCACGAUCGGAUCAAAACAGACAACUGGGACCAUUGACGAAAACUACGAGAGCGGCCAGCACAGGUGACAACCUUUAGGUCACAAAUACUUCGGCGGCGGGGAUUCGUCCAGUAACGAGCACUAAUUGCGCCGAUUUUACGUCUAAAUUAAAGGGUAUCGCCGGUAUUCGAUAUUCGAUGUCACACGGGAUAGUUAUCAUGUGAACUCGAGCGUGCAUUUGUGUCGUUUAACCGUAACGGCUGUUUCACGAAACAAUUAUAACAGCGACGUGUAUCUUUAAUCUUCCUAAUUAACAGGCUCGACGACCGUGACGUUGUCCGAUUUUUUCGAGCAACCCCUAUUGCGCCAGGCGUUCGACGGAUUGUGAUUAAGCGUCCUAUUCUCUUCUCUUUUCCUCCUUUAUUUUAGUCGCCUGCGAAUGUAACGAACAUUUUCUAUACACUCGUAAACGGCGUGACGGAUUUACGCUUACACUGUGUGGACAAACUGUGUACAUAACGCUUGUAAGGUAACGAACAAGGAUAAAUAAUAAGUAAUAACGUUUAAGCGGUAGAUAGAUCGAACGAUGGUUACUAACGUAGAUUUAGAGAUCGAGCAGCAAGCUUAUCCUUUGUUCGAUCGAUUGUAUAAGAAACGAAAAGAGCUUAACGACACGAUCGAUCGUCAGAUCUCGCGUUUAAACUAGAAAUUUAGGUUCGUGUGAUUUCGAGCAGCAGCUUUCGGUUAGCAGGAUUCACGGAUGGUGGUAGAUGAGCCCCUGCCCAUUCUGUGGAGCCAUGGCACGAAGAGAAACAGGAAACUCGAAAGUAAUUCGAUUUACCCAACGUUGAACCUCGUUUUUCUUCUUAUUUUUCCUUUCUUUUUUUUUUCUUUCUCUUCCAGCUGA
Messenger RNA from Eufriesea mexicana, 1892 nucleotides. RefSeq names its product allatostatin A receptor 1 (gene AstA-R1). The coding region runs from base 1 to 1083 and encodes 360 amino acids. The record is from RefSeq and is a predicted model, not a curated record. Gene Ontology annotation, molecular function: G protein-coupled receptor activity. Gene Ontology annotation, biological process: G protein-coupled receptor signaling pathway. NCBI's taxonomy places the organism in Eukaryota, Metazoa, Arthropoda, Insecta, Hymenoptera, Apidae. The transcript has 5 exons. Gene Ontology annotation, cellular component: plasma membrane.